UGCUAACAACGUGACCCUGACAACCAGUCUCGCUGUCGGUAAAACGAGCUCGCGUUGGCAAGUACUACAACAACAUUGUUCAUCAUAUGAUACAGUGCUGAUCCCAUUGACAGGGUUAUUUUUUCGGCGGAGACUUUGACCGCGCCAUUGUGAGCCUUCCAAAAUGAUGAACGCAGAUUUACCCAAUUCCACGAUGUGGAACGUGGACAGGCGGAGGGAGUUCUGUGCGUUGAAACCGGGAACACAACUGCCAGGUUAUCGUGGAUAUAUCGAACAGUAUAAAUACCACAUUGGUGAUACAUAUGGGAACGCUACAAACAAGCUUUCACAGAGAGAUAGGCAUCCAAUUGCAGCAGCGUGGCCGCAUAAUUAUUUUGAAACUAGCACAAAAUAUGUCGGAACAGGAUCAGCUGGUGCCGAAGUACGAGAGAGGAUUCCAAAACAUAAUUUACCAGCAUCCACUGGUGAUAAUAAACUUACAGAGAGUAUGGUUCCAGGCUAUACAGGUUAUAUUCCCAGAAUGCCUUUCAAGUUUGGUGGCACAUACAAAGAAGAUUGUGAUGUCUGCAUUGACGACUUCCUCACAAAUACUAAAAAACAUGGAACAAACGUUCAUGAACUUAAACAAACUGUUAAUGGCUAUCCCAAUCUGAACGCUGUCACGAAAGAUGAUGAUAGAGUGAUCAAACGACUGAAUGACUUCAGAGAUAGGAAUCCUACAGCACCAAUUUUACUAGAAAGUAGAAAAACACCAACAGAAGCACCAAUGCCUGGUUAUCGUGGGUUCAUACCAAGGAAAGGAGUGACAGAGUUAGGACUGGGAGGGCGCUACCACACUGUAUGCAAAGACUCAUUAGAAGUGUUUGACCAUGAAACACAAAGACACAUGGCAAAGAUUGGAAAACCAGUGAUACCCCCAAGGAAUGAAGCCGAGGCAGUGGGUGUGACGGGUGUAGAACUCCCACGUCAGCAUCCUGACGCCAAUAGCCGUAGACUUUACAAACAAAAUGGAAUGGUUCCAAAAUAUACAGGAUAUUUACCCCAAAUGCGAUACAGAUUUGGAAACACCUAUGGAGAUACAUCUCGAUCUCUGCCUGUUUGCUACCAUAGCCGUCCAACUUUUGGUGAAUAUAUUCGUACACAGAGAUCAGCUAAAGUUUAAAGAAAAUGUAUUAUUAAAUGGGGUUUAUGUUAAAAUAGAGGGUUUGGGUAUGAAUCCAGAAAUGAAUGAUGGAAAGAAUACCACUGUUAAAUAUACACUUUUCUGUAUUUUCACUGUAUGGCAUGAACAGCGCCCUCAGACAAGUUCAAGAAUAAAGAGUAUCUUGUCAUUA
Molecule: messenger RNA, 1334 nt
Organism: Saccoglossus kowalevskii
Lineage: Eukaryota; Metazoa; Hemichordata; Enteropneusta; Harrimaniidae
Product: ciliary microtubule inner protein 2B-like
Source: RefSeq, a predicted model, not a curated record